CAGCUAUUUGUAGCACCCCUCCGGAAUAGCUACUGCCCUGAGAACGACCCAUGUCUUUACAACAGUGGCAUCCAAUAAGCUUCUACUCUUCCCAAGAAACAGCUCAUCUGGUCUACUGGAGUUUCCAUGUCUCCGACAUUCAAAUCGCAAUGUUUAGAUCGGUCAAUGACAACCGCGAUCGAGCCGCAUCGAGCUGGCCCCGAUCAUCGACUGCUCAACAAGAAGAAAAACAGCCGCUUCCCUUCUGGGCAAUUUUCCGUUGAUGCCAUGAUGAUAACGCAACACUUACCCUGUCCAUCUUAUUGGCUUGAAGUUUCUUCCAUCCAAUGUCAACUGGACGCACUCGAACUUGUCGUUUCACCCCUGCUGUUGCGUGACGUCAGAUCUACGAUAACAACCCCAGGCAAGACCUUAGUCCUAGAUAGACCUAGCUCGGGAGCUACCGACGAUCUCUACCAGAAACGGAGCCUAUAUAGAUAUAUACGUAUCACUACGUUUACAUCCUUCAAAAUGUCCAACCCCUACGAAAGAGCCGCCGAAGACCAGUAUGAGGCCGCCAACGACGCUUCCCCAGUCUCCGGCACCUUCUCCGACAACACCUAUGCCCACGAGACUCGCUCUGAGCUAAAAGGCCAUAUCCAAGUCCAGAGGGAUGAAGCCGGUAUUGAGGACCCCAUGCAGCCUCCUUUUUCCAACUCGGAUCGCCAGCUUGCCCAGGAUGAAGACGAGGCCAUCGAUCAAUCCAAUGUCCUCGGCGGCAAUCGUUUGCGUCAUGCAAAGCCACAGACUGGGGACAAGUAUCAGGAGGGCGAGGAUGAGGACGAGUUCCAGGAUUAAAUGAUGCCCUAUGUGUUAUGCUGCUAUGAGCUGUAUGAGACAUGUCUCUACUGUACAUUACUAUUGUUAAUUUGAUUAUAUAUAUCAUAUAUAUCAUCCA
This is a messenger RNA of Aspergillus calidoustus, 937 nucleotides long. NCBI's taxonomy places the organism in Eukaryota, Fungi, Ascomycota, Eurotiomycetes, Eurotiales, Aspergillaceae. The record is from the annotation of a GenBank genome assembly.